This is a messenger RNA of Esox lucius (northern pike), 2443 nucleotides long. RefSeq names its product thymocyte selection associated (gene themis). The transcript has 6 exons. The coding region runs from base 188 to 2260 and encodes 690 amino acids. The record is from RefSeq and is a predicted model, not a curated record. NCBI's taxonomy places the organism in Eukaryota, Metazoa, Chordata, Actinopteri, Esociformes, Esocidae. Gene Ontology annotation, biological process: T cell receptor signaling pathway.
CUCUUUGUCACUGAGGUACAUUGUUUAUUGUGAACAAGUAUGCUGUUAACAGCCGGCUUAGAUACAAAAAAAUAAGCCCUGGUACUCAGGUUACCUGGCACUAACAAACCUCUUGUUAACCUUUUUACAUACCUAUGGAAAUGGUGGCAUCUUUCUAGAUUUCCUUCAGUGUCGAAUUUUGGAAAGGAUGGCUAUGUCUCUGGAUAAGUUUACCUGCUCGCUGGAUGCAAAGACUCUCCCACGAGUGGUGCAGAUACAAUCUGGAUAUUACUUCCAAGGUUCUGUGUAUGAUCUAUUUGGAAGAGAGUGGAGUUUCUCCAACGGAGAGCUCCUGAAGAUCAUCGGGAUCAGCGUCACCAGACUCACUGCGGAGCUUCAGUCUGAGGGAUCCAAAACUACGACAGUGGAUCUAUCUCUUGACUACCCAGGUCUUUUUAGGAUUGUUGCCGACAAGAGGCCCUACACCAGUAUACGAGAGAUUGUUGACUUGGUGCGUAUAAGCCCUGAGCGCCUGGGUCAGCCCGAGUUCUGUUCCCCCAUUGAUCUGCAGCUGACAGAGGGAACCAUCCAGGCCAUGGAGAGCUUCAGACUUACAGCACUGAGGACGGAACACGGCGACAGCCAUGUUGAAUGUGAGGUUAUGAGAAAAGACUCCCGGCACACCUUCACUUUGAAGCUUUCACAACCUGGGGAGUUCUAUGAGUGUGACGACGACCAGUUCUACACCCUCAAGGAGCUGGUGGAAUGGAAAAUGCCCAAAGGAAGGAGAAGGACGGUGACUUGGGCCAAGUCUUUCCCAUCUAAGGUGAAAUGUGUUUGUGAGCUGCCAGAGGAUUACAGUGGAGAGUUGGUCCUUACACCUGUCUACGAGCUACAGACUGUGUCCAAGUUUGGGAAGAACGUUGUUUUCAUCCCGUCAACCCUUGAUAUUGAGGUCUUGGACGUAACAGAGGAAUGUGAUGGUGCCUGUUUCAUGGAGCCCUUGUCCCUCCCUGAUGUCUUUGCCAAGCCAAGCGAAGUGUUUCCCCUCAAAGCUGAGGUCAUAGUGCCCCCAGCGCAAAUCCAGCAGGAAUUGGCCUUCCUGGCUUCCUCUAGACAAAUCAUUGUCCACGGUGCUUACCAGGCCAAGAGGAUCCUGGCCUCUGAAUUACGCAGUGAGGCCCAACGACGCUUCCUCAUCCCAAUGUCCUACAACGGCAGGUUAAAGCGCAGGCCCCGCACAUUUCCUACGGCGUAUGACCUGGAAGUGGCCAAGAGUGACAUGGAGCAGCUGCAUGUGGUCGCCACCAGGGCCUUUGAGACCCACUAUGAGGGGCUGUCCUCUGUGUCCAUGGGCGACCAGUUUAUGGUCCACCAGAGGGAGACCAGUGAGGUUAUCUAUGGAGGCAAGAGAAAGACAGUGGAGGCGUUGGCCUGUAAGAAGAUGGUGGGCAAGACCUACGAGGCCAUGCUGAUCCCUAUGUGUCUAGACGGGGGCUUCGUCGAGGUGAUCCACGACAAGAAGCAGUACACGUUCCCAGAGGUCUGCCAAAGAUUCUCCCUGCCCUUCAAUGUCAAGGUGUCUAUGAGGGACCUAUCAGUAAAUAACGAUGUCCUGGCGGCAGCAACAGGGCUGCAGUUGGAGGAAGAGAUCACUGAUCCCUACCUCCUGGUUUCCAACUUAGACCUGUCCCAGUGCUGGGAGGUGCCGGUAAACCGUACCAACAUGACUCUGCAGCACCUGUCUAGGUGGACUGGCCCGGAGCCACCCCGGGGCCAGGCCUUCCACUCUGUAGUAGAGGAGAUAGGAGAGGACUGCUACUUCGUCCUGAGGAGGUACGUCAACGCCAGCGUGCUGCCACCCCCACGACCCCCCAAGAGACCACAACCCCCCUCAGAGGAUAAGGCGAAACUACAGCCUCCCAGACCAAAGAAGCCUGACACCCCCUCUCUGAAGAGCCCGGAUACAGCCAAACCAGCCAUGCCUAAACCGAGCUCCUCUGUCUCAGGUGAUCAGAAAACAUUUCUACCAAGAAAGGAAACAUUCAACACCAGUCUGGUCACAGUUCCUGAACCGGGCACACAAAAAGACAUUGGAACGGAUAGCAGAAUUCAGCAUCAGACUUCUGAACAGGAUAAUGAUGAAAUUCAUGAUUAUGACUACAUUUAUGAGGAUGAACUAGACACCAUUAGGAGAAAAAUGCAUGACCAAAGUAUUCAUAGCACAGACAACAAGAAACUAGGAAAUAAAUGUUCUUUGCACACUGUAAAUCGGGUUUAGAGAAUGAAUGGUUCUAAUAAAACCAAAGCAUAUUUGUGUGAGGAUUAAUUCUUGUAAUGUAAUAAUAUUUCAAGUACAAUAUAUUUAUGUAAGCUAUUAGGCCCUUUAUGCUUUUAUUUUACCUGUAUUUUACCAGGUGCAUUGACUGAGAAAACAUAUGAAUCAAUAAAUAAUAAUUUGACA